Pseudopodoces humilis (Tibetan ground-tit) is the source of this 1023-nucleotide messenger RNA. RefSeq names its product thioredoxin like 4A (gene TXNL4A). Gene Ontology annotation, biological process: mRNA splicing, via spliceosome. Lineage: Eukaryota; Metazoa; Chordata; Aves; Passeriformes; Paridae. Gene Ontology annotation, cellular component: U4/U6 x U5 tri-snRNP complex; U5 snRNP; spliceosomal complex. The record is from RefSeq and is a predicted model, not a curated record.
CGGGUUGUGGUCAUCCGCUUCGGGCACGACUGGGACCCCACGUGCAUGAAGAUGGAUGAGGUCCUGUACAGCAUCGCCGAGAAGAAAUGGCAAAUUAAAGGGGGAGAUCCUACCUCAUCCUCUUGUUUACAAGCCAUGUUUGGAUCUCUGCUGUUUUAAAGAGUUAAAAACUUUGCUGUUAUUUAUCUUGUGGACAUCACAGAAGUACCAGACUUCAACAAGAUGUACGAGUUGUAUGAUCCGUGUACCGUCAUGUUUUUCUUCAGGAACAAACACAUCAUGAUUGAUUUAGGUACAGGUAAUAACAACAAGAUCAACUGGGCAAUGGAAGAUAAGCAGGAGAUGAUUGACAUUAUAGAAACUGUUUAUAGAGGAGCCCGCAAAGGUCGAGGUUUGGUGGUAUCGCCGAAAGAUUAUUCCACUAAAUACAGAUAUUGAUGUUUCUUUGGGCUGCCUUUUUUCAUAAUCCUAUGUCCACUUAAAUUUAUUUCUGUGUAUGUGUGUACAUAUAUGUAUAUUAAAAGAAAAAAAACCUACAAGUCCUUGAAUUUUGAGCAUAAUUUAAAUUAUUUAAAAGAUUUUAAUUCUGUUUGAGAAGUAGAAGCCUCAAACCCUGAAACUGUCUUGGCUGCAGUAAUAUUGUAGCUGAAUUUUGGGGUUUUCUUUUUUAAAGACUUUCUCCUUUGUUGUCCUCUUGGUAUUACAUAAUUUUGUAUACAAAAAGCCUGUUUGCAGAAAAAUAUUUCAACUGGUUUUGUUUGCCUUUAUUACACAAAUAUCUGAGAAAACUAUAUUAUAGUUGUUUUUUGAAAAAAAGAAUAAAGCUGAGUUGCACUCAAGUUUUUUCAGUUACAAGACAAAGAAUUUACUUCUAUUACCAAGUGUGUUGUAGAGGAUUUAGAAAGUGUGAAGGAAGUAAAACAAAAGGGUCUCAUUUUCUGCUCAAGUUAAUCUGGGAGCGUUUUUUUUGGUUUUUUUUUUUCUGGUUUAAUUGAUUUUGGAAUAAUUUAUGUUGGAAGGGAC